AUGAUGGUUUCAAUUGGACAUCUGAUAAACUUAUGGAUCUUACUUCCAUUGCUGGUUUCUGCUUAUAAUACGGUUACUUAUACCGGCUUUUGGACUGGUUCAACGAUCAGUUAUACUACAAAUAUUGUUGUUCUUGAUGGUGGGGUUACAGAUGGAGUAAUUGUAGAUGAGUUUUUACCUUAUUCUACGGCCAAUGAAGUCAUCACAUGGACUGGUGAUAGUACAAGUUACACUACUGAGUAUGAUCCAAUUGAUGGUACAGCGACUGUGGUAGAAUAUGUGCCUUAUCCAAAGCUAUAUGUGACUGAUACCUGUACUGGUGAUACUACAAGUUACACUACCGAAUAUGAUCCAAUUGAUGGUACAGCGACUGUGGUAGAAUAUGUGCCUUAUCCAAAGCUAUAUGUGACUGAUACCUGGACUGGUGAUACUACAAGUUACACUACUGAGUAUGAUCCAAUUGAUGGUACAGCGACUGUGGUAGAAUAUGUGCCUUAUCCAAAGCUAUAUGUGACUGAUACCUGGACUGGUGAUACUACAAGUUACACUACUGAGUAUGAUCCAAUUGAUGGUACAGCGACUGUGGUAGAAUAUGUGCCUUAUCCAAAGCUAUAUGUGACUGAUACCUGUACUGGUGAUACUACAAGUUACACUACCGAAUAUGAUCCAAUUGAUGGUACAGCGACUGUGGUAGAAUAUGUGCCUUAUCCAAAGCUAUAUGUGACUGAUACCUGGACUGGUGAUACUACAAGUUACACUACUGAGUAUGAUCCAAUUGAUGGUACAGCGACUGUGGUAGAAUAUGUGCCUUAUCCAAAGCUAUAUGUGACUGAUACCUGGACUGGUGAUACUACAAGUUACACUACUGAGUAUGAUCCAAUUGAUGGUACAGCGACUGUGGUAGAAUAUGUGCCUUAUCCAAAGCUAUAUGUGACUGAUACCUGGACUGGUGAUACUACAAGUUACACUACUGAGUAUGAUCCAAUUGAUGGUACAGCGACUGUGGUAGAAUAUGUGCCUUAUCCAAAGCUAUAUGUGACUGAUACCUGGACUGGUGAUACUACAAGUUACACUACUGAGUAUGAUCCAAUUGAUGGUACAGCGACUGUGGUAGAAUAUGUGCCUUAUCCAAAGCUAUAUGUGACUGAUACCUGGACUGGUGAUACUACAAGUUACACUACUGAGUAUGAUCCAAUUGAUGGUACAGCGACUGUGGUAGAAUAUGUCCCUUACUCUUCAGAUGAUGACAGAACAAGUUACUCGACAAGUACAACCGACAUUGACGUGACUAAUGUCGGUAUUAAAAAGAGAAAAGUUGGUAGUGACACUCAAACUUCCUUUCCUGAUCCAUCCGGUAAGAGUUUUGUUGCGUAUGAAGCAAAAGCAAAUGCUUUGCUUAUACCAUCGACUUUCAUUAUUGAAGUUCUGUUGGUUAUUUCUGCUUUCUUUUUGGUGGCAACAUGCUUCUAAGAUUGGUGUUACACCUAUUUGGUAUUUCUCUGGAUUACCUCUCCAAUUCUUUUAUAUUUUUGGUUUAAUUUCAUUACCUUGAGCUUAAUAUUCUUAAGUUUAAAGUAUGUUUAUGUUUUAAUAUAUACUAGAAAAACUAUUAUGUUUUACAAUUGGUUAAACUAUAGGAUUGUACUAAACAUAAACACUUUCAUCUAUUCUUUCCAACAUUAAUGCCUCUGUAUUAUAGUAAACCAAGCUAAAAGAUUGUAUUAUAACCAAGUAAGGCAAUUAGUUUAGAUUUCUUCUUUUUAAGACAAAAACUCUAGCUUUUAGGGAUAACUUGAUUUAUUUUUGACAUAUAGAAGCUUUACAUAAUCAGGCU
Scheffersomyces amazonensis is the source of this 1834-nucleotide messenger RNA. RefSeq lists its product as uncharacterized. Bases 1 to 1470 code for a protein of 489 amino acids. Lineage: Eukaryota; Fungi; Ascomycota; Pichiomycetes; Serinales; Debaryomycetaceae. The record is from RefSeq and is a predicted model, not a curated record. The transcript has a single exon. Gene Ontology annotation, biological process: cell adhesion.